AUGAAGAAAAGUGUUAUUGUGCAGAGAGGAUUGAUAAUCUUGGGUGAAGAUAACAGCGAUGGCAAUGUUUUGAGCGAUGGAGACAAUAGAGAUGAUGGUGAUGGUGUUAAUAAUAGUGAUUUGAAGGAAAUGAAAAAUUUGAUGAAAAUGAUGAAUCUGAUAGAGAAGAUGAAUCUGAUGGAGACAAUGAAUCAGAUAAAGAUGAUAGCGAUAAUGAUUAUUCAACCUCCAGAGAUGAAGAUUUGGUGA
This is a messenger RNA of Ambispora gerdemannii, 249 nucleotides long. NCBI's taxonomy places the organism in Eukaryota, Fungi, Glomeromycota, Glomeromycetes, Archaeosporales, Ambisporaceae. The record is from the annotation of a GenBank genome assembly.